UCGAAUCGAUUGCACUGGUUCAAGGCGAUUCUGUGUCGAUUUCAGCGACGGUGAGCGGAGAACUUCUAUCCACGGCGUUUCCACGGGGGUAAGACCGAGCUCCUGCUUGGGUCUCUGACGGCCACCAACCCCCAGAGGUUCAGGCUCCUCGCUUCUCGUUUUCCCAUCUCAUAUGACGCGUCCGAGUCCGCAAUUCUUCGUUGUUCAGUCCCACAAAGGUUGCGUUCUUGCUCAGACAACCACUGUCUAGCUGACGCGACUCUUCCGUCAAAAAUCUUCCACACCAACGGGAAGCCGCCAUUUCUGAAACUUGGGUGCUCUUUAUAUAGCCGCAUUCGUAUCAAAUUCUCAUGAAAAUUUGAUCCUCUGGUUCAUUUCGAAUUGCCACAGCGAGACUUUGUGAUUCAAUCAUGGCGCGCAACACCACCCUUCUGUGCGUCCCGUUGGUGGCGUCGUCCGUGGAACAGAUGCUGAGCCAGAUGGAUCAAGCUAAGGACGCCGGAGCAGAUCUUGUGGAGAUCAGAUUGGACCACAUUCAGGGCUUUCAACCCCACCAAGAUCUCGAGACCUUGCUCAAACACGGGAAACUGCCCGCCCUUGUGACGUAUAGACCAAAGUGGGAGGGUGGUCAAUAUGAAGGUGAUGAGCACGAAAGAUUGAAUGUGCUUCGUUUAGCUAUGGAAUUAGGUGCUGACUAUGUGGAUGUUGAGCUCCAGGUUGCUACUGACUUCAUAAGUUCCAUAUCUGCAAAGAAGCCUGAGAAGUGCAAGGUCAUUGUUUCAUCACAUAACUAUCAAAUCACUCCCUCCAGUGAUGAACUAAGUGACCUAGUUGCAAGAAUUCAAGCAACUGGAGCUGAUAUAGUGAAAAUUGCCACAACAGCCACUGAUAUUACAGAUGUAGCACGUAUGUUUCAAGUAAUGGUGCAUUGUCAGAAUAUUCUUCAGGUCCCAAUUAUUGGAUUGGUUAUGGGAGACCGAGGAAUUAUAUCUCGAGUUCUGUGCCCCAAGUAUGGUGGGUACCUUACUUUUGGUACUCUUGAAGCUGGUAAAGAAUCUGCUCCUGGUCAACCUACACUGAAGACUUUGCUAGAUUUAUACAAUAUAAGGCAGAUUGGACCUGAUACCAAAGUAUUUGGCAUUAUUGGAAAGCCAGUAGGACAUAGCAAGGGUCCUAUUUUAUACAACACAACAUUCAAGCGUGUUGGUUUCAAUGGAGUCUAUGUACAUCUGUUGGUGGAUGACCUUGCACGUUUCCUUAAUACAUAUGCAUCACCAGACUUCCCGGGUUUCAGUUGUACUAUUCCUCAUAAGGAGGCUGCAGUUGUAUGCUGUGAUGAAGUAGAUCCAAUAGCAAAGAGUAUUGGAGCUGUAAAUACAAUUGUAAGGCGGGGAAGUGAUGGGAAGCUGGUUGGAUACAAUACUGACUAUCACGGUGCAAUAUCUGCCAUUGAAGAUGGACUUAGAGGUUCAAUUGCCAAUGUUAAUGAAGCCAAUUCACCCCUUGACGGCAAACUAUUUGUUGUCAUUGGAGCUGGAGGAGCCGGUAAAGCACUUGCUUAUGGUGCAAAAGAAAAAGGCGCAAAAGUUGUCAUAGCCAACCGCACUUUCGAACGAGCCAGAGAACUUGCCAAUUUAGUCGGUGCUGAAGCUAUUACAUUGGCUGAACUAGAAAAUUUCCAUCCAGAAGAAGGCAUGAUACUCGCAAAUACCACUUCUAUUGGUAUGCAGCCAAAAAUAGAGGAGACACCCGUGCCAAAGCACGCUCUGAAGUCAUACGCUCUUGUUUUUGACGCGGUCUAUACACCUAAAAAUACAAGACUUUUGCGGGAAGCAGAGGAGUCAGGAGCCAUCCCAGUUAGCGGUGUGGAGAUGUUUCUCAGACAGGCAAAGGGACAGUUUGAACACUUCACUGGUUUGCCUGCUCCUGAGGAUGUAAUGCGUGAUGCUGUUCUGAGCAAGAUGUAGGAGAAACCACGAAAUCCAUUUUGGGAUAACGGAAGUAGUAUUGUCUGUUCAACUGUACUGUAGGUGGUAAAAAAAUUUCUUUUAUUGUUACGAUUAAUUUUGCAAUCAUCCUGGCUCUGCUCCUGGAAUGCCGAGUUAUUUGCUUGUUGUAUGAAUUGUCUCUUCUUUUGGAGGAUGGACUAGAAACUGUGUAUUGUAUUUGCCUUUAAUGGCAGUGUUGAUGCAAUGAGAUUAGUGGUCAUGAAUCUGUC
Nymphaea colorata (pocket water lily) is the source of this 2218-nucleotide messenger RNA. RefSeq names its product bifunctional 3-dehydroquinate dehydratase/shikimate dehydrogenase, chloroplastic-like. Lineage: Eukaryota; Viridiplantae; Streptophyta; Magnoliopsida; Nymphaeales; Nymphaeaceae. Gene Ontology annotation, molecular function: 3-dehydroquinate dehydratase activity; NADP binding; shikimate 3-dehydrogenase (NADP+) activity. The coding region runs from base 411 to 1967 and encodes 518 amino acids. Gene Ontology annotation, biological process: shikimate metabolic process; chorismate biosynthetic process. The record is from RefSeq and is a predicted model, not a curated record. The transcript is spliced from 10 exons.